Messenger RNA from Rhodamnia argentea, 1164 nucleotides. RefSeq names its product adenylate isopentenyltransferase 5, chloroplastic-like. Bases 50 to 973 code for a protein of 307 amino acids. The record is from RefSeq and is a predicted model, not a curated record. Gene Ontology annotation, molecular function: tRNA dimethylallyltransferase activity. Gene Ontology annotation, biological process: cytokinin biosynthetic process; tRNA modification. Gene Ontology annotation, cellular component: mitochondrion. NCBI's taxonomy places the organism in Eukaryota, Viridiplantae, Streptophyta, Magnoliopsida, Myrtales, Myrtaceae. The transcript has a single exon.
GACGGUCUAAGUUUCUUUUGGUUUUAUUUUGAUUUCUUUCAUAGGAGUCAUGAAGUCCAUCCAUGGAGCUCCAAAGCUGAACAAGCCCAAGGUUGUGUUUAUCAUGGGAGCAACAGGAACCGGAAAAACCAAGCUCUCCAUCGAUCUCGCGAUCCAUUUUCAAACCGAGAUAAUCAAUUCCGACAAAAUCCAGGUGUACAAGGGGCUCGAUGUCGUCACCAACAAGGUCACCGAGCUCGAGCGCCGAGGUGUGCCGCACCACCUCUUAGGAGUGAUCGACGACCCCGAUGUCGACUUCUCGGUGCACGAUUUCUGCCGCGACGCGUUGAUCGCCAUCAAGCAGAUAACGGAACGCGGAUGUGUCGCGAUCGUUGCCGGGGGAUCGAACUCCUUUAUCGAGGUGCUCGUGGAGGACCCGACGCUUAACUUCAGGUCCAUUUACGAUUGUUGUUUCAUCUGGUUGGAUGUGUUGCCGCCCGUAUUGAAUGCCCGAGUGUCGAAACGGGUGGACGAGAUGGUUGCCGGAGGCCUAAUAGACGAGGUGCGAGGAAUUUUCAUCCCGCAAGCCGACUACUUGAGCGGCAUCCGCCGUGCCAUUGGAGUCCCGGAGAUGGACCGUUUCUUGAGAGUUGAGAAUCACAUGAUCGACGACGGGAUACCAAAGGAGGUUCUGCUCGAUGAGGCCAUCAACGAGAUCAAGGUCAACACUUUCGAGUUAACCUGUCGCCAAGUCGAGAAGAUCCGGAAGCUCAUUGAAGAGCGUGGGUGGAACAUCCGCCGCAUCGACGCGACCGGGGUCUUCGAGUGUCCAGGGAAAGAUGUUGAGAAGGCAUGGGAGAGCUUGGUGCUGGAGCCAAGCUUGGCAAUAGUAGGAGACUUCCUCAACGGCCAAGAGAAAGCAUUUAGUACUACGCCUGAUCAAUUUCCCGCAGCCUUGCCUCAAGUUCGCGUGGAGAUGUGCGCGACUAAUUAGAGAGUUAUAUAAUAUUAUCGUGAUCGAAGGUACAAUUUUCAUGCGAGUGCGAUUACCUGGGAUCACCUAAAGUAUGUAGUUUUUAAUUUCCCUUGCAAAUGGCUAUCAUACAUCCGGAAUAAUGUAAAGAGAUAUAUCUCUCUAUUUCCCAACUUUUAUCCAUAAAUAAAGUCUAUGUGUCUCAGAAUGUA